Messenger RNA from Lodderomyces oxycetoniae, 2178 nucleotides. RefSeq names its product histone deacetylase (gene HST1). Gene Ontology annotation, molecular function: NAD+ binding; histone H4K16 deacetylase activity, NAD-dependent. Bases 1 to 2178 code for a protein of 725 amino acids. Gene Ontology annotation, cellular component: nucleus. The transcript has a single exon. The record is from RefSeq and is a predicted model, not a curated record. NCBI's taxonomy places the organism in Eukaryota, Fungi, Ascomycota, Pichiomycetes, Serinales, Debaryomycetaceae.
AUGGCUCGUGAUUGUGACAAGGUAGAGACACAUAGUGAGCAUGGAAAUAAAGGCUUUUUACUAGAAGGUCAAAAAAAGAGAGAUAUAGUUGACAAUGAAUCAAGUGGUGGGGAGAAAUUAAAGAAAAAGGAUGGUGGUUAUGAAAAAUCAAACUCGGAAAAAGAAGAGAAAGCGCGGCGCUACAACGAGAUUGGUGAUACUAAAAGCUCAAAAGACAAGAAAAAUGGUAGUGUUCCAAGCUCCGAAGAAAUAGGGAGUGUUGCUACUGUUAAGUUUGGCGAAACAAGCAGUUUCCCACUGGUUUUGGAUUUUAUUGAUGACGGAAACAUUGCAAUGGAAAAAAGAGCGGCUAAAUCUAGCAGUUCCAGCUGCAACUCAAGAGACAAUGCUAGACUCAAUGAUGGAACAAUUGAAAUUAGUGCAGGUCAUGACAGUAGCAACGUUUUGUCAAGUAAGUCAAGAGACGUCUCAGAAGAAGCAAAACUGAAAAGCAAAUGUAGUAGUAGUAAUAUUAGUAAUUCAAUGAUCUCCAAAAGGAAGGCUUCUGAUGAUGAUGCUAAGCCAACUAAUAUCAUUGAACAGAAUAGUAGUAGUGGAAAAGUGGAAAGUCCCAUCAGCUCAGAAGUGAAUGGAGAACCCAAUAAAAGAUUCAAAGUAAACUACACAAGCGAAUGUACCGAAACAAACGACACAAGGAGGGCUGGUACCGAAACAGAAAACGUUUGUUCGAAUGAAGAAAGUGACGGGUUGAAGCAAAAUGCUAUACCUUCAAACACAACUGACUCUGGUGAAGAAGAAAAUCCAACAAUAAAUGAUGAUAGUAACUCAUCAUCACUGCCGCCACCACCACCUGAGGAAUUGAUAUCUCGAGGCAGCUCACCUGCACAUGCAUCUGAGUCAAACGACUUAUCUGAUCCACAAAUUUGCUAUAAUUCUGACAGUGACGAUGACAUGCCACAGGACCAAAUUAAGGAAACACGAGCUUUUUUAAAAAAACAUGGGAGUGUGCGAUUUCUUGAACAGUUUUUACCUCCAACAGCAACAUCUCGAGAUAUAGUCCAGCUCAUAGCCAAACUCGGGUUUUGCAGUCCUCAAAUUUUGAGGGAAAUUGAUGAUAAUGCGAAUGUUAUGAAUUAUGUUAAAAUUUUGCACCAAGCAAUGUUGAAAGUAUUGGCUAUACGAGAUAAAUUACCCAAUGUUACAACAUUUGAGGAUGCUUUGAGACUAAUAGAAGAAUGCAAUAAUGUACUCGUUGUUACUGGAGCUGGGAUCUCGACAAGUUUAGGAAUACCGGAUUUCCGAUCAUCAAAAGGUUUUUACUCAAUGGUGCAGCAUUUGGGUUUAAGUGAUCCUCAAGAAGUAUUCGAUUUGGAUACUUUUCUUUCUGACCCUAGUCUAUUCUAUUCAAUUGCUUACAUGGUACUACCACCAGAAGAAACGUAUAGUCCAUUGCAUUCUUUCAUUCAAUUAUUGCAAAGUAAAGGAAAACUUUUGCGCAAUUAUACUCAGAAUAUUGAUAAUUUGGAGAGUUAUGCCGGUAUUUUGCCAGAGAAUGUUGUACAGUGCCAUGGAUCAUUUGCCACGGCAACUUGUGUCACAUGUGGAGAUCAGGUUGCAGGUGAAGAGAUAUUUGGUCGUAUCAGAGAUAAAGAAAUUCCGUACUGUGCACGUUGUACGUUGAAAAAAAAUAGUAUAUUGCAAAAGGAUGACGACUAUUACUUUGCCGAAAGUUAUGGUGUUUACAAACCAGAUAUCACAUUUUUUGGCGAGUCUUUACCCUCAAGAUUUCACAAUUUAAUCAAUGAGGAUAUAGCAAAGUGCGAUUUGUUGAUAUGCAUAGGAACGUCUUUAAAAGUUGCACCGGUUGCCGAUAUAAUUGACAAGAUACCUAAAGAUGUUCCUCAAAUACUAAUAAACAAAGAUCCCAUAAAUCAUUGCCAGUUUGACGUUAGUCUUUUAGGUUACUGCGACGAUGUUGCUAGUUUGAUCUCACACAAUUUGGGGAAUGGCUGGAAAUUACCCCAUAAAGAAUAUGAUAGAAUUAGAGGAGGCGUAAAUGGAGAUAACUUACUGAUAAGCUUGAUAGAUCCUGAAUUGAGAGAAUACUCUAUUACCAAUCGAGAUCAAGAGCAGGUGCAGAAAGAAAAGGAAAUAGCUAUUGAGCAUGACUCUGGAUGA